This is a messenger RNA of Bursaphelenchus xylophilus (pine wood nematode), 1900 nucleotides long. Lineage: Eukaryota; Metazoa; Nematoda; Chromadorea; Rhabditida; Aphelenchoididae. The record is from the annotation of a GenBank genome assembly.
AUGCUUGGACGCUUCCAUAAAAGUCAGAAUUUGGUUCCGUUCUCUGAAAUCGAGGCAGAGAUCAGGUAUGUUGUUAUCCAUAUGCAUUUUUUUAUUUUUCUGUUUUUAGAAAGCUUUUCAUCGAAGAAAAAGAAGGCGAGCUGAGACCGGGACGUAAAACUCGUCAAGAGCGAAUUCAGGAAGAGCUAAAUGCUUCUGCAUUUCGAGAGUUUGAGGAGCAACUUGAGAAUGAAGUGCAAAUGGAGAAAGAGAAAUGGGAAAGGAGAAGAGUCGAGAAGUUGAACCAGUCCUUAAAUAAAGUAAGACCUUGUUUUUUGGAAGUGGUAUUAUUUGUGCUGUUAUAGACAUUAAACGGAUCGUUUUCAUCUCCGAAAACAUCACAGAACAAUUUGAAUGAUCCCGUGGCCGAAUUCAAACCGGAACUUUUCAAGACUAAGGUUCUGAUAGAGAAGAUCAAGGCGCUGGAGAGUGCGAGGACUGUUCUGAGCACCAGCAUAAUAGAGAAUCAAUCCGUUGUGAAGCCGAAGACUCCUCUUCACAAAACAGAUUCCGUGAUCAGUAAUGAAGAAAAGGCUGCUCUGUUUGCCCCCUCAGGAGACGGUACUGGUCUCUCCACGCCUGUAAAGGGACCGGCCCCGCUUAAGACUCCUGUGGCAACAAAACGAGCGUCAAUAUCGACAUCAGAGAUUAGAGAGAGUCCAGUUUCAUCAGCUCCGACCUUCCCUGUAGGUAAGUGUAAUAUAAAUUUGAUUAAAACUUAUGGCAAUUCUGUAUAGCUGCCUCAAGAACUCUCGAAACAACUCCGGUACAGUCUUAUAAUCCUGAUAUCAAGAAGUGUUUUGAUGAUUGGAUCCACAAAAUGGCCGUCGAGCAUAAGAAUCUCAGAACCAGACUAACCAAGUACAGAAAAGAGCCAGAGAAUGCGAAGUUCUGCAACUCUUUGAAGAGAAACAUCAACGAUCAGAUAGAUGUGACCACGAGUAAAGACUUUAAUGAUAUUAGGAGGAUCUCCAUGGCCCACAACUUCUUUGAGAGCCUGCUGAAUGGGCAGACUAUCAAGGGAUCUGCCGAUGAUUCGGAAAUUCGGUUGGAUGCACAGAAUGAAAUCGCUUUGGAAUAUACUGUAGCUUGGAUUUGUGAGCGAUAUACUGUAGGUGAUUGUUUUAUAAAGUCAAAUUUGUCUUUAUAUGGACCUUUUUAUAUUAUUCUACCUGACUUUAACCAUCACCUUUUAGAAACUGGUCGCAUCUGAUGGGGAUCUCAUCGAGAGUGUGGCCACUAUCUUCACCAUGCUAGUAAGACUCAGACCCUUUAUCCGAGAUCGUCUCGUCAGUUUGGUCGUAUCGAAUUGUGUGCUAUUGAGGAUGAAUCCAGAUGAAAUGUAAGAUUACUGUAGUUUUUUGGAAAUUUCUAAAUUUAGAUUGAAGAAAGUCAUCGAAUUGGGAAAUGUAUCGGCAGAAGAGUCCUCUGUUUGGCUCCCAGAAGAAGGAAACAAGGUGAAACUUUUGCUGAAGACUUGUUUUUACACUACCAAUGUUGAUGGAGGUGAACUCGGCAGCUCGUUCCUCAUAAAUCAGCUUCUCAAGGCUUCACUGAACUCUCCUCCAAUCCCAAUUUCAACGUGUUUUGUCUUAACUAGCAUUGUACAGGUUAGGAUUGUCAAAUUGUUAUGUUAUUUAGCUUUUAGACUUAUGGAAAAGCUCUUUUGAAAAUGGCUGAUCUCAUGGAGAAUAUUCAAAAGAUCAAGAAUCUCAUCGAAAUGGAUUGGAACAAUGUUUUGGCGCCUUUCAAAGAAAGAAUCCCGAAAGCAGAAGCGUGGAAUGUCCUAGAAUCUAGACAGAAUGUUUGUCUACAGCAACUGAAAUCAGCGUUAAAUGAAGUUGUGGCCAAGACUGGGUAA